Messenger RNA from Cuscuta europaea, 1070 nucleotides. The record is from the annotation of a GenBank genome assembly. NCBI's taxonomy places the organism in Eukaryota, Viridiplantae, Streptophyta, Magnoliopsida, Solanales, Convolvulaceae.
CUGGUGUUGCGUGGUGCAGAGUCGCCUCCAGCCCUCACCAAUCAAGCCAAUCAGCGACAACCUUCGUUCUUUAGGUGUCAGUUUAGUACAUCAACUUGGGAGCGGGGGAGUAAAGAGUACCUUAUUCUGCCAGUGGGAUUCAACGGUACAUCAACUCGCCAAAUCAGUCAGCAUCUUCCCAAAUACUCCAAUCGUACCCUAGAAAUUGAGACAAGCCCAAUAGAAGACGAUGCAUGUGAGUUUGUUGUUGAAGGUGAAGGUGAGUUCGUCCUCCAGCAUAUCGUCUUCCUCAAGCGAAGGUGCAGGUUGUGUUCGUUGUUAAUCUUCUGUUGUAUUCAGAUCAUGACGAAACGAAAUGCAUUCCAUUUCGCUUACAGGUUUGAGAAGCAGACAAAUGUCUUAUGGAAAUUGCUAUUGUGGAAUUCCAGCAAAGAUAAUGAUUUCAUGGACAAAUGACAAUCGAGGAAGACGAUUCAUCGCCUGCUCAAGAGGUACAGGUGCCUGUUGCAACAUGUUCGAAUGGCUUGAUGAAGAAAUGUGUUAUAGGUCCACGAUGAUUAUUCCUGGUUUAUUGAGGAAAAUAAAGAAAUUGGAAGUUAGGCUUGUUGAGGAGAAGGCAAAGGAAAAAGGCUUGUCUAAAAAACAGAGAAUUUGGAGUGUCUUGUGGUGCAUUCUUGCAGGAUUAGUGCUGGUCGUGAUAUGGCUUGUUUUGAAUGACACUGGAAGCAAGAAGAAGGUAGCUUGGAAGGUGUGUGAUGCUGGCAUGAAUUGAGUUAGAAUGGAAGUUUUAUGAACUGAUGUAUCAUUUUGUUAUCUUUGAUGUAUCACUAUCUUAGCUUUGAUGUAUCAGAACUAGGUGUAACGAUUUCAGCUUAUGUUUGAUGUAUUAGUUCUUAGGUAUGAUUUAUCAGUUGCUUAGGUUUGAUGUAUCAGUUUAAGUUGAUGUAAUUUAGGUGUAUCAUUUGCUGACUUUUAUUUAGACCAUUUCAUAUGAGUUGCUUAGGUAUGACUCUGUUUCUUUGAAUGAUAUGGACCAUAUAGUAGCAGUGAAUCAAUGAAGUCACUUUUGG